AUGCUUUCAGAUUUCAGUUUUCUCACAUUCUUUGCUGUCAUAAUUCUGAUUGCAUUAUUAUUGAGAUUCUUUGUCAGUACAUUUAAUUAUUUCUUCCCCAAGACUCCAUUCUUCACAGAACAAUACGAAGCGUUUAAUAACGUUAAAGAGCAGGCAAUUUACCAAGAGCCUAGUGAAAAGAUAUUUGUUACUGUUCUUUAUCAAUCACCCGAUACAGUACUUCAAUUAGAAAAGCAAUUAAAUUAUAUUCUUCAUCACCUUCAAAAGGCCUUAAGUACUUGGGAAAAAUUUGAAGUAAUUUGUUUCAUCGAGGAAUCCCAAAAAGAUUUCUUGACUAUUAUUGAUAAAUUACGUCAAAAAUAUCCAAAUACGAUCCGAUUAUACCAUUCCAAGCCAAAUCCAUAUACUAAAUUUAUUUUAGGUGGAAUGAGAGCUUGUGGAAAGAUGGUUAUCGACCAAUCUUAUGUCGGCCAAGUCGAUGGUUUACCAAGACAUCAAGUUUCUUACGUUAAGUUCUUUUAUCCAAAAGUUUCCAAGCAACCACCAUUCUUUAACAGUCGAAACUACAUUUUCCCUGUUGCAGCAUCAAAAGAUAUUGUAAUGGGUGUUUUUUCCCAUCUUCAUUUAAUCGAUUUCGGAGCUUCAGCCGAAAUUCUUGAAUUAUGCGCGAGAUACGGUAUUGAUCCGGAAAUUGAUGCAAGCAGAAUCCGAAAGAAAGUUCUUUUCUUCGAUUCUGUUAUCAGAAAUUUCGAAAAACCAUUAGUCAAGACCCUCUACAGAAUCGGAUACUGGACUAUUAAACUUGACUAA
Trichomonas vaginalis G3 is the source of this 810-nucleotide messenger RNA. RefSeq lists its product as uncharacterized. Lineage: Eukaryota; Parabasalia; Trichomonadida; Trichomonadidae. The coding region runs from base 1 to 810 and encodes 269 amino acids. The transcript has a single exon. The record is from RefSeq and is a predicted model, not a curated record.